AUGUCCGGAGAGCAGCCAAAGAAGCCCGCGGGAGGAGCCUAUGGAGUCUGGCUGGCGGAGCAUCGCGCGGAAUUGCAGAAGGAGGUCGGCCCGGGGAAGCCCGCAUCGGAGGUUGCCAAGCUCGCCGGAGCACGGUUCAAGGAGAUCAGUGCCGAAGAGAAGGCCAUAUACCAGACGAAGUUUGAGGAGGCCAAGGCCAAGUAUGAAGCAGACAUGAAGGCCUUCCUUGAGGCGGGCGGUGAGAAGAAGGGCAUCAAGAGGAAGGCCGACAAGGUCACCAAGAAGAAGGAUCCUGCAGCACCUAAGAAGCCGGCUGGUGGUGCCUUCGGCUGCUUCCUUGCUAAGAACCGGGCGGCCUUCAUGGAGGAGACCAAGGGUCAGCCCAUUACGGCUGUCACAAAGCUCGCCUCCGACCGGUGGAAGAAGCUCAGCGAUGACGCGAAGAAGAUUUUCCAGGACGAAUAUGAGGUCAAGAAGGCCCAGUAUGACGAGGCCAAAAAAUCAUAUGUGCCCCUGCCCAGUGCCGAGGACGAGGAGAUCAAAAAACCGGCAAGGAAAGCAAGGGCUUCCAAGGGGGAGAAGGAUGCGGCCAAAGAGAGUGCCAAGGACAAGAAAGCCAAAGAGGCCACCAUCCCGCCCGCAAAGCGGUCCGUGCUUGGCGCCUAG
Messenger RNA from Symbiodinium pilosum, 666 nucleotides. NCBI's taxonomy places the organism in Eukaryota, Dinophyceae, Suessiales, Symbiodiniaceae. The record is from the annotation of a GenBank genome assembly.